GACGACGACCCGAUAAAAUUUACAGAGGGACUGAGUAAGGUUUUGCUGACGGACAUGGAUAAACCCUAACACUCAGCUCAAACCAUGGCUUCCUUUCACCUCUCUCUCCCACUUGUCAUAAGCCCCAGAAGCGUAAUUUCGAAUUGGGUGGCUUUAGAAUCUUUAAAGUUGAAAGCUUUCAAUCCACAGUUUUUGCUACUUAAACCCCCCAAAUCGCACAGUCUAAACCCACCCAGAGCUUCCACCAAUGGCGCCGACAACGGAAGCAUUGAACCCAGCAAACCCACUCGCCGCGGCAGGAAAAAGGGGCCAACUUCUUCUUCUUCGGAAGCACCGAAAAAACCCAAGCGUUCGAAGAAAUCCGAGACUGUGAACGGCGCCGUCGAACCCGAACUCGUAAUCCAACCCGAAAACCCGGAUUCGGAACUCGAGGAUUACGACGACGGCAUAGAUUUCCCGUACGAUGACCCGCCUCUGGUUUGCUGCUUCGGCGCCGCGCAGAAGGAGUUCGUACCGACGGUUCGGGUCUCCGACAACCGGAUGCACCCGGAUAUAUACUCGCAGUGGAAAAUGCUUCAGUGGGACCCGCCGGAGUUUGUGAGAGCCCCCGGCGGGUCGCCCUCCAAUGUGGCGAUUUCGCACGUGCGGCUCGGCGGGAGGGCGGCGUUUAUGGGGAAGGUCGGGGAGGACGAUUUUGGGGAUGAGCUGGUGCUGACGAUGAACAAGGAGAGGGUUCAGACGCGCGCGGUGAGGUUCGAUUCGAGUGCGAAGACAGCGAUGACUUAUAUGAAGAUUAAGUUUGACGAUGAGAGGAUGUGGGCGGAGACGGUGAAGGAGUCCGCCGAGGACUCGCUGCUCUGCUCCGAGCUCAACCUCGCCGUGCUCAAAGAGGCCAGAAUGUUCCACUUCACUUCAGAAGUUUUGACAUCUCCCUCAAUGCGACCAACCCUUUUCAGAGCAAUGUCCUAUUAAAAAUUUGGGGGGCUUGUGUUUUUUGAUUUGAACUUACCAUUGCCUCUGUGGAAAUCGCGUGACGAAACAAGGAAGUACAUCGAUAGAGCCUGGAACCAAGCUGAUAUAAUCGAGGUUUCGAGGCAGGAAUUGGAAUUUCUUCUUGAUGAAGACUACUACGUGAGGAAGAGGAAUUCCAGGCCCCAGUACUAUGCUGAGGAAUUUGAGCAAACCAAGAAGCAUAGAGAUUAUUACCAUUACACGCCCGAAGAAAUAUCUCCAUUAUGGCACGAGGGACUUAAGUUUCUCUUUGUGACGGAUGGAACGCUUCGAAUUCAUUACUAUUCCCCUUCGUUUCACGGUGUUGUGAUUGGAACGGAAGAUGUGCUCAUAACCCCAUUCACUUGUGAUAGGACUGGUUCUGGUGACGCUGUUGUGGCUGCAAUUAUGAGAAAGCUGACCACUCACCCUGAGAUGUAUGAAGACCAAGAUGUUUUGGAAAGGCAGCUUCGAUUUGCAGUUGCUGCGGGAAUAAUAUCGCAGUGGACGAUCGGUGCUGUUAGAGGUUUUCCUACGGAAAGCGCAACUCAAAAUCUGAAGGAGCAGGUUUAUGUGCCUUCGAUGUGGUAGUAGUGUAGAUCCUAGGUCUCAAAUGUUGUUCAGAAAUUGUUCAUUGUAUUGUAUGAUCUCUUGAGUGCGGAAAAUUUUGUCUAUUUAGGAAGAACAGGUGAGAAGAAAGAUUGUAUCCAAUGUACUUGCAAUUUUAGCAGAAACCAAAUGCAGAUACUAACAUUAAUUUAGGGUUUAGGGUUUA
Pyrus x bretschneideri (Chinese white pear) is the source of this 1765-nucleotide messenger RNA. RefSeq names its product fructokinase-like 1, chloroplastic. Gene Ontology annotation, cellular component: chloroplast nucleoid. NCBI's taxonomy places the organism in Eukaryota, Viridiplantae, Streptophyta, Magnoliopsida, Rosales, Rosaceae. Gene Ontology annotation, biological process: chloroplast organization; plastid transcription. The record is from RefSeq and is a predicted model, not a curated record. Gene Ontology annotation, molecular function: kinase activity.